AUGGUCAACCGUGCCUGGAAUGCCCCGGAGCUGUUCAGACUGUGGGAGGAAAACAUGAGUAUUGAUGGUGGACGAUCUUGCGCAAGAUCGACGGAGACCGCUGGAAAGAGGAGGACCAUGCUCUGAGGAACGCCCCUACGGCAACGGAGGGCCGGUUGGUGGGCAUGACCGUGUGCGGUGUUAUCUUGGCGUCCCGCUUCUUGCCAAACAAGACGUGGAAGGUUGUUCUACUUUGUCCCACAGGGGAAAAGAGAGUCCGCUUUCAAAUCCGCAAUCUGCACCAUCAGGGGCUGGCACAAGCAAUCCGAAUACAUCCGCAACGUCAAAUCUUCGGACUCUCAUCACAAACUGCUUCCAGAAUGGCAUGAGUACUAUCCAAUCAGUCCACCGCGGCAAUAAAUAUCAUCCUCGAUCUCCUCUGGGGCCCCAUGUACCUCUCUCGAUGCGAGCGGUGUCGGAGAUACACCGGGAACUUGGGCUAUCAAGUCAGAAAAUUCACGACCACCACCACCACCCCAUUGCUGUGGAAAACGUCAGUAUCACUUGUUCCUCCCAUGACCGAUUCAAGGCCAUUGUAAUGUGUAGUAGACAAGCUCGAUCCUACAGCUGCGGCGCAGGCUCCUGGUUCGACUCCCACGAGCUAGUAGAUGCCACUGGCUUGUCGUGGUUGCUGCAACGGGUAACCAUGAUCGAGCCGG
This is a messenger RNA of Ectocarpus siliculosus, 698 nucleotides long. The record is from the annotation of a GenBank genome assembly. Lineage: Eukaryota; Phaeophyceae; Ectocarpales; Ectocarpaceae.